Messenger RNA from Sporisorium graminicola, 969 nucleotides. RefSeq lists its product as uncharacterized. The record is from RefSeq and is a predicted model, not a curated record. The transcript has a single exon. Bases 1 to 969 code for a protein of 322 amino acids. Lineage: Eukaryota; Fungi; Basidiomycota; Ustilaginomycetes; Ustilaginales; Ustilaginaceae.
AUGCGAUCCACCCUCUUUGCCGUCGCAUCGCUCGCCGUGCUCAGCACGCUUGGCUUGAGUGUCCAGGAGACCCAGGCCAAGUCGCUCAGCAACAGGCACCAAAACCACGCCCGAGACGUCAUCAUGCCUGCUGCCCACCGCAGGAAGGUGUGCAAGAAGCACAAGAAGAAGCCUGCUAGCACUUCCAACAGCAACACCAAGCCUAAGAUCGGUACCGACUCUGGCUCUUCCAACAACAACAGCGGCAGCAGCAGCGGCUCGUCUAGCGGCUCAUACACGUCGGCUUCGUCGGGCUCGUCGUCUGGUUCUUCUUCUGACUCCUCGUCUGACUCAUCGAGCUCGUCCUCUUCCGCCAGUGCUUCCGCUUCCGCUUCUGCCAGCGCGUCCGCCUCGGCUUCCUCCUCGUCCUCGUCGUCUUCCUCCAGCUCGUCCUCCUCCGGCUCCUCCUCUGGCUCCUCCUCCAACUCCAGCUCCAGCUCCUCGUCCUCCGCCUCCGCCUCCGCCGGUGCUGCUCCCCCCAACAGCCCUUGGGGUAACUGCUUCGACCUCACCGCUACCGCCUUCCAGCCCAACUGGAAGGGCGAGGCCACCACCACGUGGUGCGGUGUCAACUUUGACAAGUCUGCGCCCAUCAUCGCUUUGCCCCUGGCCCAGCUCUCCAAAGCCUACGGUUCGGGCAACUCGGUGACCUACUACUCGGACCAAGGGCUGUGGAACGACAUGAUUUCGCAGUGGUGCGGCCGCGAGGUGGUCAUCGAAGGCCCUGGUGGCAGCUUCAAGGCGUACUUCGGCGACGCCAACGAGUGGACGUCGGUCGAUGUCAACAUGAACUUGUUCACCAAGCUCAAGGGCGUCGGUGUGGGAAGCUACUCGGACCCGGAUGCUGCCGGCUGGAUCCACGGCGUUAAGGGCUGCUUCACCGGCCAGCAGGUUAACUUGAAGAGCGGCUUCCCCUUCUCGUACACGUAA